This is a messenger RNA of Parnassius apollo (apollo), 1392 nucleotides long. The record is from the annotation of a GenBank genome assembly. Lineage: Eukaryota; Metazoa; Arthropoda; Insecta; Lepidoptera; Papilionidae.
AUGAUGGAAUAUGCAAAAACGCGCAAAGGGCCGCUGCCUGGAGGUCGCCAGGGCGCGUCUGGUGCUGGCGCUGAACGCGACAGCAUGCGAACCGCCAGCCGAGCGAGAAGUGCUGCACGACCACCCAUCAGCCCCUCGCACCCAUCAUCCCCACCAGCUGGCUUGGUGUCGGCAGGGUCUUCGCAGGCCCAGCAAUCAGCACCCGCCACUGGUGGAGUACGCCGCAUGCGAUGGACAACCGAAAUGAAUACUAACGCAUUGCGGGCGUAUUUUAGGGCGAAAGGGGGAGAAGUUGGAGGUUUGGCGUAUCGGGCUAGGAUGCAUCGUCUUUUUGCUGAGCUGGAGCCAUCUUUAACCGUCUCAGAGCAAAACCUGGCAGACCGGGUUCGGUAUAUCUUGCGCACAAAUAUAUUUGAUGUCGCCGAACUCGAACGACUACGACGUGAGGCUGUUCCCUCAUCGGAUGAAAAUGCUAUGGCUGAGGAUGCGGCGCUACAAAUUGCAGAGCAACCCGCAAAUAUGAAUGCCGCCGUGAAUACCCCAGUUGUGGUUGAUUCAAACGAUGAUGGAACAGUCGCCCAGGAACUGGAAUUAGAGCAUAUGAGGAGUACAUUGGAAGAGGCGAUUGUGGAAACGCGCAGUACGCCUCUCGAAAAUCGACCGCGACUUCCCCGCAUAGCCCUAAGCAAGCGGAAUCGGGCUGUCGUGAGGGUUCUGAACCCAAUGCUGGUGACCUAUUUGGAAGCCAGCCGGGACCUUUGCGAGACGGACUCAAUUCUUUUUGGCGCCGCACUGGCAGUGUCAGGCAACAACAGGCCAAGGAUUGUGCGCACCGUCAGGAUGGCAUUUGCUGGGACAAAUGUAAGAUUGUCCCAGCCGGAUAUAAUGCAAAAACUGACGGAGCGCAUAGACGACCUGAAGCAGAGAAUCGCUGCUUGGGGAAAGUGGAUUCGGCGAUAUACCGAGAGGUCGACACGGUUUAACCAGAAUUGUCUCUUCCAGAGUGAUCAGAAGAGGCUCUAUAAAUCGUUGGAGCGACCAAUGGUAAGUGGAACGGGCCCAGCACCGAAUCAGGCCGACACUGUAGCAUUCUGGCGCGGCCUGUGGUCAGAGCCCGUAAACCACAGCGAGGGCCCUUGGACGGAAGUUGUGGCGAGUCAGUGUGCGAGUAUAACGCCCAUGGACCCCGUCAUUAUAACGCCGGAUGACGUAGCUGAGGCGGUCCGUAGGGCCCCGAACUGGAUAAGUCCGGGACUCGACCGGGCUGCAUCACUACUGGCUGAAGGGGUUUGUGGUGUGUCACACUGUGCUCGCCCGACAGUUCCAAGAGGCUCUCAACCAGAAGUCGCUCCCGAGCCUCUUCACUACUGGGAUAACUCAUUUGGUUCCUAA